Sugiyamaella lignohabitans is the source of this 753-nucleotide messenger RNA. It is a transcript of the gene OPT1, whose product is annotated as oligopeptide transporter OPT1. Gene Ontology annotation, molecular function: oligopeptide transmembrane transporter activity. The record is from RefSeq and is a predicted model, not a curated record. Gene Ontology annotation, biological process: transmembrane transport. NCBI's taxonomy places the organism in Eukaryota, Fungi, Ascomycota, Dipodascomycetes, Dipodascales, Trichomonascaceae. The transcript has a single exon. The coding region runs from base 1 to 753 and encodes 250 amino acids.
AUGAUUGGUGGAUACAUUCAUCCUGGUAACCCAGUCGCUAACAUGUACUUCACCCUCUACGGUUAUAACUCUGUUCAACAGGCAUUCGCCAUGUUGCAAGAUUUGAAGCAAGGUCAAUACGUCAAGCUCUCGCCUAGAUCUACUUUUGCUGCUCAAAUUUUGGGUAGUAUUAUUGGCUCGAUUUUCAACUACAUCAUGAUGGAAAAUAUUGUUGACAACCAAGCUGACAUUUUGAGAUCUAUUGAAGGUACUGCUAUCUGGUCCGGUCAAAAUGUUCAACAAUACAACACUCAAGGUAUUACCUGGGGUGCCCUUGCCAAGCACAUGUAUAGUGCUGGUUCACGUUACGAGUGGGUAAACUUUUCUUUGGCUCUUGGAUUUGCUCUCCCAUUGCCCUUCUACUUUGGCGACAAACUAUUCCCCAAGCUUGGUUUGAGAAAUAUUAAUGUUCCUAUUUUGGUUUGGUACAUCGGAUGGCUCUGUGUUGGUGUUAACUCAUCCAUUACUUCUUAUUUCAUUGUUGCUUUCGGAAGUCAAUGGUACUUGAGAGUCUACCACCCCAACUUGUUCAAGAAGUACAACUAUAUUCUUGCUGCUGGUUUGACUGGUGGUGCUCAAGUUAUGGUUUUCAUUCUUUCCUUCGCUGUUGCUGGUGCCAGUGGUGCUGGUCACAACUUCCCCUCUUGGUGGGGCAACCACCUUAGUACUGAUACCGCCAGUUACAAUUUCGACCGUUGUUAUUUCAACGAUUAA